AGCCCGCAAGUUUUGUUCUUGAGACCAAUGACUUUGCUCCGCCGUGAGGUGGAAAGCAGACCUCCGAUUUGGACGUUUAGGGAGCUGGGCUUGCACUUGGUCCAGAUUCCAGUUUGCAGUGGAACAUUUAUUGAUUUUUGGUUGAGGAUCUACACCUGUAACAUCUCUGAAGUCUUCCCAGCAUCCUUCCCCUGGCCUCCUACACAGUCAAAGUUCAUGUUCACUGAAAGAAGUAUAUGAGCUAGCUGUUCAUGAGGCCACCCACCAGACUUAAUGAAGGAUGCCAACGUGGAAGAAUUUUGAUGUUACAGUGUCCUCACUCGAUAGUGUAUUUCAUUCUUUUGCAAUCCUAGAAAAAAUGGUGUUAUUUCACACUAUUGUGUGAAAUAGAAGAUCCUUUUCUAUUUUUAAUGACUAACAUGUAUUAAGAUGGACAUUAAUUCAACAAGAUACCAAGUUCUAUGGUGUCAAAGYAGCAAGCACCCAUUUGAAACUGAUCCCAAAUAAAAACAGACCUGAGUGGACAUGAGAAUGUUUGUUAGUGGCAGAAGAGUAAAAAAAUGUCAGUUUAUUCAGUUAUUUGCCACUUGUUUUAUACUAAGCCUCAUGUUUUUUUGGGGACACAUUGAUAAUCACAUCGUGAGCCAUAUGAAGUCCUACUCUUACAGAUACCUCAUAAAUAGCUAUGACUUUGUGAAUGAUACCCUGUCUCUUAAGCACAGCUCAGAGGGGGCUCGCUACCCAUACUUGAUUAACCACAAGGAGAAAUGUCAAGCUCAAAAGGUCCUCCUCUUGCUGUUUAUAAAGACCGCUCCUGAGAACUACUAUCGCCGAUCUGCGAUUAGAAGAACGUGGGGCAGUGAGGAGUAUGUUCGGUCUCAACUCAAUGCCAACAUCAAAACUCUGUUUGCCUUAGGAACUCCUAAUCCCCUGAAGGGAGAAGAACUACAAAAAAAACUGGUUUGGGAAGAUCAAAUAUACAAUGAUAUCAUUCAGCAAGACUUUGUUGAUUCUUUCUACAACCUUACUCUUAAAUUGCUUUUGCAGUUCAGUUGGGCAAAUACCUUUUGUCCACAUGCGAAAUUCCUGAUGACUGCUGAUGAUGACAUAUUUAUUCACAUGCCAAAUCUUAUUGAAUACCUUCAAAGUUUAGAACAAAUUGGUGUCCAAGACUUUUGGAUUGGCCGUGUUCAUCGUGGAGCCCCUCCCAUUAGAGAUAAAAGCAGCAAAUACUAUGUCUCCUAUGAUAUGUACCAGUGGCCAGCUUACCCUGACUAUACUGCUGGUGCUGCCUACAUCAUCUCUGGUGAUGUGGCCGCCAAGGUCUAUGAGGCAUCUCAGACACUGAACUCCAGUCUGUACAUAGACGAUGUGUUCAUGGGCCUCUGUGCCAAUAAAAUGGGGAUAGUACCACAAUACCAUGUAUUUUUUUCUGGGGAAGGGAAAGCUCCUUAUCAUCCCUGCAUCUAUGAGAAAAUGAUGACAUCUCAUGGACACGUACAAGAUCUUCAAGACCUUUGGAAGGAUGCCACAGAUCCUAGAGUAAAAACUGCUUCAAAAGGGUUUUUUGGUCAAUUAUACUGCAGGCUAAUUAAGAUUCUUCUCCUUUGCAAAUUGACCUAUGCAGACACGUAUCCUUGUAGGGCUGCUUUUCUCUAAUAGCACUUGAAUGUUUUUACUGUCACUGAGCCAAACCUGGAUGGAAAACCCAUUAAAUGUUUGUCUGAAUGCAGAGUAAAUGAAUAUGAAAGUCAAAGAAAUAUUUUGAAAGCCCAGUCUAUCAGAAUGUUUCUUUGAUUAUAGAAGCCAUUCAAUAUCACUUAUCUGCUUCAUGGCCUAAAUUCAUUUCAAGGAGUUCAUAUUUACAAAAGGGUUAUAUCAUGAAUAGAAACAAAACGAAUGAGAAAUUCACCUUCUCAUUUAAUGCCACAUGUAUAUUGG
Messenger RNA from Urocitellus parryii (Arctic ground squirrel), 1941 nucleotides. RefSeq names its product UDP-GlcNAc:betaGal beta-1,3-N-acetylglucosaminyltransferase 5 (gene B3gnt5). Gene Ontology annotation, cellular component: Golgi membrane. Lineage: Eukaryota; Metazoa; Chordata; Mammalia; Rodentia; Sciuridae. Gene Ontology annotation, biological process: protein O-linked glycosylation. Gene Ontology annotation, molecular function: N-acetyllactosaminide beta-1,3-N-acetylglucosaminyltransferase activity. The record is from RefSeq and is a predicted model, not a curated record.